This is a messenger RNA of Pseudophryne corroboree (corroboree frog), 3603 nucleotides long. RefSeq names its product SHC adaptor protein 4 (gene SHC4). Gene Ontology annotation, biological process: intracellular signal transduction; cell surface receptor protein tyrosine kinase signaling pathway. NCBI's taxonomy places the organism in Eukaryota, Metazoa, Chordata, Amphibia, Anura, Myobatrachidae. The coding region runs from base 536 to 2320 and encodes 594 amino acids. The record is from RefSeq and is a predicted model, not a curated record. Gene Ontology annotation, molecular function: receptor tyrosine kinase binding. The transcript is spliced from 12 exons. Gene Ontology annotation, cellular component: plasma membrane.
AACAUAGGGAGUAUUUCAUUCAGUGGAGUUCAUUCAUGUAAAAUUGCAACGCCCCCAACUCCAGGAUGCUGCCAGUGUGCUAUGGCUUGUGCAGAAGAUGAACGAGAGCUGCUUACACUGCAUACAUGGACUUUCAAGCUGUUUCACUUUAUAUUCCCAAAAGAAGCAAGGACCUUUAUUUCAGCUGUCAUAACUCCCCUUUGGAUUUUUAUUUUCCUUACAUAAUGUACUAUAAUACAGAGCUUGGCAUGUAACUAGUGCAAUUUCCUCAAUUUAUUAUUUCUGUGUAAAGGGUGCGUUGCAUAUGGAUUGUUCUCCGCAGGGACCAAUAAUGUUUCGCUAGACAGCAAGGACAGCUGAAUUUUAUAAUAUAGUAUUUUUUAAUGCUCUUUGUGUGCAUUGUGAUUUAAUAAUGCUGUACGGACACAAAGGAGAAGGUGGAUCCAAGACCUGUUGGCUGCUGUUAAAUGAUGACAAGAAUUAAUUUUUGUUUGAAAAAAAAAAAAAUGAACAUUAUUAUACCUGAAACAAGGCUAUGAAAGAAUACAGUCAGCAAAGUGGGAACAUUCUGCAUGAAUUGCUCUUUAGACACCCAGUAAUGCUUCAGCGAGCAAAAUACAGUCGAUUCAGGAAUGACUCUUUAACAUCUACAGAAGAAUGUUCACAAAGCCCAUCUUUAAAUGCCAAAGGUUAUGCCAACCCUCAUGCGACUGGUACUUCCUUUUUACCCGUGGAAAACCUCACCUUGGUGACACAAGACACUUCAGCAACACUAUGCACUUUGAUACCCAAAAUGUCUAAAUUUAAGUUAUCUGGCUCAGCCAGCCUAAGGAGGUUUCGCCACUUCUCUCUGGGGAAAAAAGAAGUUCCUAGAUUAAAACUGACAGACAGCCCCACCGUUCCGAGCAGCCCAACUUCUGCUGAAAUCACUUUCAACAGCUACAUGUGCGCUUCUCAAGUAAGGCAAGAGCAGGAUGUGGACAUGAAUACAAAACCCCAUGAGGUCUGUACGCUGCCAGAAAUGGAGAACCCUCCACCUGAUGAGAGGAACAGCUGCACACAGCAUGUGAAAAUGGGCCCUAUCCUCUGCUACUGUGUAAAAUACAUGGGUUGUAUUGAAGUUUUGCAGUCCAUGAGAUCCCUGGACUUUGGCACGAGAACACAAGUUACAAGGGAAGCAAUAAGUCGCCUCUGUGAAGCCAGUCCUUGUGCUAAAGGAGCUGCCAAGAAACGGAAGCCACCUCUAAAAUUUCUUUCCUCGGUACUGGGGAAGAGCAACCUCCAGUUUUCUGGGAUGAAUGUCAAGUUGACCAUCUCAACAAACAGCCUUACACUGACAAAUAUCGACACACAGCAGGUAGUUGCAAACCAUCAUAUGCAGUCAAUAUCAUUUGCGUCUGGUGGAGAUCCAGACACAACAGACUACAUUGCAUAUGUAGCCAAGGAUCCAGUAAACCAAAGAGCUUGUCACAUUUUGGAAUGCCCGAACAGCAAAGCGCAAGAGGUGAUCAACACUAUUGGACAAGCUUUUGAACUGCGUUUUAAACAGUUCUUGAAAAGUCCAUCCUUCAUAGAUGAGAGUGAAGUAUUAAGUCUUGGUAAUGUGGCUCAGAAAUCAGAAGAAAUAGAGGCUCAUGAAUAUUACAAUGAGUUACCAGGAAAGGAGCCCCCUACUGGCGGUGUACAAGACAAAAGGAUGCAAAGCACAGGAUCUAGACUGGAUCAGGAUAUUCCGAACCCUAAGGUCUCUAACCCUAUUUGUGGCAACAUAUAUGAAAACUGUUUAGAAAAUCACAAGAUAUCAGGUCUCCCGAGUAAGAAUGUACAAGAUAUGCUGUCUGUCAGAGAAGAUUUAUUAGAUGGUCCCUGUUAUAUAAACACUGUACCAAAAGAAGACAGCCAAGAUAAAAGUCUGAUUUCUGGGAAAACCCAUAUAAAAUCAAUGACUCAAAAUCCUGGGUACCGGAGACAGGGAACCAAAACAUCCAUUGGCAGCACCAUACAGAAAGAAGAAUGGUACCAUGGAAAGCUGAACCGUAAGCUUGCUGAAAGCCUUCUUCUUCAUGAUGGUGAUUUUCUAGUACGAGAAAGCACAACAUCAGCUGGUCAAUAUGUAUUAAGUGGACUUCAUGGAGGACACCCAAAACAUCUUCUGCUAGUGGACCCAGAGGGAAAGGUGAGGACAAAAGAUCACGUUUUUGACAAUGUAAGUCACCUAAUAAAACACCAUGUGGAAAAUGAGUUACCGAUCAUCUCAUCUGGAAGUGAGCUCAGUCUGAGGCAGCCGGUGGGAAGGCAGGAGGUUGAUCUGCGGGGUUAAAAACUCCAUCUGGGUUUCUGUCAUAUGCGUAAGAACAUGCAAGGGGGUAGUGAACUGUGUGAUAUAAAUGUAAUGUUAUAUGUGUAAACACUACUUAUGGGCCCAUAUCAAUCACAGGCAUACAUGGUAAAUAAACCACUGAGGCUACAAAGGUCUCUCUCAUUUUAUAUGUAGAUGUGAUUUGCAGUCAGGAAAACUCGCAAAAAAUGUUUGUUUUCCAUGACAUACUCAAGCUGUCAGCGUUCUAUAUUAGAAAUAUACAUGCAAAUAAUACUUGAAAGCACAAAACCACCAUUAGUACGCCAGAGUCAUUCAGAAUGAAUGUUAUGUGCCUUGGAAUGAAAAUUCUUAGCAGGGUAUAUGUUUUUUGUAUAUAUAAUAACUGUCUCUAUAAAUCUCAUUAUACUGCAAGAGUUAGGCCACUAUUGGUCAUUGUAAAAUAUGGUAUACUGUAUAUCAAUAUUAUGUAAUGGAAAAAUAUUAUAAGCAUAGCUGGCAUGCGCAUACAUUUCAUGUAGUCUUAAAACGUUCCAAAUGACAAUUUAGUACCAAUAUAUUUUAUUAAAGGUAAAAUCUUUCUUUGGUAGUUAAAAUGUUAUUGGGACAAUUCAUGUAGUUAUUUUAUCUAAAUAGAAAAAUGGAACUCCCCUUAGUUCCUCUUAGAAUAUAGACAAGCCACACUUCUAUGAAACUCUGGUGAUUAUACCCAUGGCAUAUCUGGUUAAUGGUGAUGUCACUGUCCAAGAAUUCAGAAAUCAAGCCCAUCCCAGCAUCAUAGCUGAAAAGUGGGUGUCAUAUAACCUGAACCAGUGGCUCCAGUACUGCUAAACAGCAGUUUCUGAAUUAUCCGCAUGGAUCAGAAGAUACAAGACCAAAGCUAUAUAGUAGAAUAUGAACUGUCCCAUGGGGGAAUACAUGAAACGUUAGAUCACAUUUUGAUGUAUGCAUAGUGUACAUUUAUUAUAAAUAUAAUUAGGGUAUGUAUAAAUCUCAAUUUUGAAUACACUGUAGUAUAAAUAUGGAUUUGGAAGGGAAUGUAAAGACUGUGAAUUACCUGCUGGGCAUAAAUGGUACUACAGUUUUUUUUGUUUUUUUUUUGCUUUGUUUUCUCAACCUCCCUGACAGAGGGAGUAACAGCAGAUUCUGUGCAUUGGCAUGCCCUGACCCGUGCCACCAUUAGCUUUCUAGUAACCAGUGUGCAUUACCUGUUUGAUUGACAACAAAGGAACACUGGGACAGAUGUAUUAAGCCUAGAGACGGCAUAAAGUGAUAAACCAGUGAUA